Messenger RNA from Aspergillus clavatus NRRL 1, 696 nucleotides. RefSeq lists its product as uncharacterized. The record is from RefSeq and is a predicted model, not a curated record. The transcript has 3 exons. Bases 1 to 696 code for a protein of 231 amino acids. Lineage: Eukaryota; Fungi; Ascomycota; Eurotiomycetes; Eurotiales; Aspergillaceae.
AUGCCCAUGCGCUGGACCAGUGAGAAUGACCAGCUUCUUCUUCUGAAGAUUCUGGAGACCCAUGAGCUCUCGGUCGACUCCAACAAGGUCGCAGCAGCCUGGCCCGGAACUGACCCCAAUGAAAGACCUACUCCCCGCGCUAUCCGCGAGCGUCUUGUGAAGAUGCGACAGAUCGUCAAGGCAUCCGGCAGUGAUGGUUUCAGUAUUGGCGGCAACACCGCUGGCAAUACUCCCACGCCCAAGAAGACUCGCAAGAAUACCACUCCUGCCAAGACCCCUGCUUCUGGUAAACGCAAGCGUGGCGGAAAGGCUGGUCUUGCAGUUGGCGAAAACGGAGACCUCGCUCCCGAGUAUGGCGGCAACACCAAACAGGACGUCAAGCAUGAGUCGGAUGAUGACGAGAUUGACACGCCGACUAAGAAGAUGCCUUUGCAGCCCGGCUUUACCACUAACCAGCCCGCGAUGUGUGCCAUCCUAGUCAAGUCGGAGGCGGAUGACGACGAUGUGUUUUCCGCUGGCGUGGAUGAUACUCCCUCCAAGCGCUCGCGCAGAGUGAGUGCUCUUCCUCGUGGUAUGGUGAAGUACGAAGACGACGAGGACCAGCCGAACAAUGGAUAUGAGAGCUCUUCUUCUGAGUUUCUACCAGAGGGGUCGGCCGUUCAUGGUGAGGAUCUCGAUAUGCAGGGAUAUGCUUGA